This is a messenger RNA of Urocitellus parryii (Arctic ground squirrel), 2904 nucleotides long. RefSeq names its product chibby 1, beta catenin antagonist (gene Cby1). The record is from RefSeq and is a predicted model, not a curated record. Lineage: Eukaryota; Metazoa; Chordata; Mammalia; Rodentia; Sciuridae. Gene Ontology annotation, biological process: negative regulation of Wnt signaling pathway. Gene Ontology annotation, cellular component: nucleus.
UGAGAGUGGGGCGACCAGCCCCAGCCGCGGCCGCUUGUGACAGGGGCUGGAGAGGGGUCGCCGCGCGAGGCUUCUGGUUUGAACGCCGACUUUGGGGACUCCUCAGGAGAAGGGAGAGUAGGCCUUUCCUUUAUCAGGCCAGAGAUGCCUCUCUUUGGGAAUAUAUUCAGUCCAAAGAAGACACCUCCUCGGAAAUCUGCUUCCCUCUCCAACCUACGUUCCUUGGAUCGUUCAACCAGGGAGGUGGAGCUGGGCCUCGACUAUGGAACCCCCACUAUGAACCUGACGGGGCAAAGCCUGAAGUUUGAAAAUGGCCAUUGGAUAACAGAGACAGGGAUCAGUGCAGGUGUGGACCGGAGGGAGGCUCAGCGCCUCCGCAGGCGGAACCAGCAGUUGGAGGAAGAGAACAAUCUCUUGCGGCUGAAAGUGGACAUCCUCCUGGACAUGCUCUCUGAGACCACUGCUGAAUCCCACUUAAUGGAGAAAGAAUUGGAUGAACUGAAGAGUAUCAGCCAAAGGAGGAAAUGAAGACCCAGAGACAUGUGUCAGGAGACCGGGGAGAAUCCCACUGACCAGGGGAGAGGAUGUGGCUGAGUAGUUUGUUUUUUUAGCCAAACCAAUGGGUUUGGUCCUGGAUGAGAACAUGAGAAGGCACUGGCACUCCUGGGCUGGCAGAAGGUGGUGCAUGGAGGAAGCCAAGAUGCCAGGCCAGGGCAGAUGCUGGGAAGGCCCACCAGGCACAUUGCCUAGGGAUGCCACACCACAAGCAGACCCGGGGAGCUCUGAGGGCAGGACAAGCCUUUGGGUGCCCUCCACACGUGAGCAUACAGCUACCUGCAUCCCAGUCAUUCUGUUGGACAGACACUUUGGGGAGCAGCAGCUGGAUUUCAACAUCUCAUCCCCUUAUACUCACCAGUUCCAACGAGCCCGAUAUCCAGGGGCCUGGGAUGAGCAGCUCACUUGGUUCUCUGGCCUGCAGGCCACCUGCCUUCAAAGAAUGCUCAUCCCCCAACCCGUGGUCUCCUCUGGCUUCAGCUUCCCAUCAUCAAAAGCUAGUCCUCAUGGCAACACUAUUUUUUGUGCUAUCUUCCUGUCUACACUACUUCUUUUUAUUAAAUAGUGUUAAAUGUCUCUGUGGCCAAAAUGACUGAAAAAAGCAGCCUCUGUUCCUCAAGAAGUACAUGAGCCUGGAGUCUAAUCUUGUUCCACUGAAAGACGAAAUUUUCAGGGUGUGGGGAAACGGCAGCGUUCCAGCUUUCCUAGGCCCGAGUGGAGGCUAACCUGGAGAAAUGGUCUCUCUCUGCUCAAACUGCCCUCUUGGCCAUUUUGCCUUGGAGAAAUGGGACUGGCUGGGACAAGGCAGGGACUGGUGGUUAACACAAGAAUUAGUGUGUCGGCCUGAGCUGGACUUGUGGAGGGGAAUCAGCUCCUGAAGUGAAGCAGUUGGCAACAGGGGGGGGUGCAGAGCAGGGGCUUACACCUGGGGCUGAGGUCGGCAGAUCUGGACCGUCACACUCCUGGCCCUGGGUUCAGCACACUGUCUCAUCUCCCCUCAGCCUGUGAAGCAAGAACUGCUGGCACACUCUAGCCAGCAGAGUGAGGUGGGUGGACAGAAGAGGAUGGUUUCUAGCUCUAGCCUAAUCUCACUUCCUGAUACAGGAGAGAAAGUUUAUUAGAGAUGGAUACACACACACACAGGGUGUAUGUUUUCAAGGAUAGAUUAUAGGAGGAACUAAGAUUGUGUGGGUCCAGUCCUGGAUCUUGGGCAGCCUUUCAAUGAGCACCCUCCAUCACAGACAUCUUUUUCUCAUUCUUGUGACCAUUCAUUAUUCAAAUUUAUCAGGUUUUUUUUUUUUUUGCAUUUUUUAAUGGUGCAUUACGGGACUUGUUUUUACAUAUUUGGACCUGCACACGAUAAAACAAUAUGGUUUUGCUAAUAUCGCUGCCCAGCACAUCUCAUUUUUUAGAUAAAGAAACCAGCCUAGCAAAGUGACACAGCUAGAAGGGAUGGAGCAGAACUGAAAGUUAUGGAAUCCUGGGGCCUACUUGGUCAUCAUGGUGCUGUGGGUCCUUCUAGCAGCAUCACCUGCAGCACCUUAGGGGCUAAUCCAGGGACUCCAGAACUCCCUGUGGUAUGUGGGGCAUUGAAGGCCUUAGGUUGAGUGAGGAAUGCUGUGAUCCAACUGGUAUCUCUGGCUGUUGUGUGCUAAAAGCAUGCUGAAGGGGGCCAGGUUGGGACCAGCAAGGUGGCCAUAGAGGAGGCGACACAGUCAGAUUCUAGAUAGGACCUGCAGUGAAGCCAAGUGUUUGCUGAUGGGAGUUAGAGUGUGAUGUCAAGGAUGAUCCUGUUAAAAUAAAAAAACCACCCACAUCUCAUCACCCAGAACUGUUUCCUUCAGGAAAUUUUUUUUUCCCCUUUUGAGACAGUAUAUUUUUCCAAGAUCUUACCUUUUUAGUCAGGUCCUUCAGGUUCUGGCUAAAAUUCUUCCCCUUUAGAGCCUUUCUUAACCAAAUCUAGCAGUUAUGGGGAACCCAAGUAAAACAGUGCUAGCUCCUUGACACUGCCACUUUAAUUACUGUAACAAUUUUGUGAAUUUUUGUGUGAACUGAAUUAGGGAAGGACUGUCAUUGAAGAGCUAAAAUAGAAAGUUCUGUGGUCAUGAGCAGUGAGUGCAGUAUUAGAGGCAAUAAUUAGAGGAAAUCUUACAGUGUGAGUCCUAGAAGACAGUCCAUAUGCAUCAUUAUGGAGACACAAGCUAAUGUGCUUUUUCUUUUUUUUGAUACUGGGGAUUGAACCCAGGGCCUCAUGCAUGCUAGACAAGCACACGACCAUUGAGGUACAUCCCAGGCCUAACAUGCAUAUUUAUGAGAGGGGCGUACAACUUUUAUAAAAAUUUCAAAAGG